Molecule: messenger RNA, 2733 nt
Organism: Mytilus californianus (California mussel)
Lineage: Eukaryota; Metazoa; Mollusca; Bivalvia; Mytilida; Mytilidae
Product: protein PTHB1-like
Exons: 5
Coding region: 1-2733 (910 amino acids)
Biological process (GO): cilium assembly
Cellular component (GO): membrane; BBSome
Source: RefSeq, a predicted model, not a curated record
AUGCCAGCACCACUGAAUAGCUAUCUUCUUCGCAGUCAAGAUACAAUAAGACCAGAAGCAAGAGUGCAUCAACAAGCAACAGAGACAACAGCUUCAGCGUCAACAGCUUCAACUUCAACAGCCACUACAACAUCAACAGUACCUGUCCUAUCAACAGAUACCAUAUCAACCUUGACAACAACAUCAACAGUAUCAACUGCAUCAACAACAUCAGCAGCAUCAGCAGCAUCAACAGAUUCAACUGCAUCAACAUCAUCAACACCUGCAGUAGUUCAAUUAAAACAAGGUGUAAACGAACGAGUUGAUGAGUUUAUGGCAAGGUUACAGGAAAAAACAAUAGGACAGGACAUUCCUGACGACAUAAAGAUAGGUAUUGCCAUACAAGGUUUCAGAGGGGAGAUAGGGAAAACAGUGCAUAACACUUUCCCAAAGCCAGCUACUUUGGAACAGUUAAGGGCAAUCGCAGAAAAUGCAGAAAAAUCCGAACAACUUGCACCAGCAUCGUCCAUUACUGCUGAUACAAUUGCAGCAAUACUGGAAGCCAAGAUGCAAGAACCAUUGGAAGAGAUCAGAAGACUACAUACAUCUAUUAACAUGGCAAGACCAAACCAGCCUCAACAGAACAAAAACAGGUACAACAAACCAAGACAGAACUACCGACAAGGAACUGGUAACCAACAACAACAUGCUUUUGUACCCCAACAACAAUACAUUCCACAACAGCCAGUGUAUAAUGGACAACAGUACAGCCAACCAAUGCCAGCAGCAGUACAAAAUCCGUAUCACCAGCAACAACAACAACAACAAGAAGAUGGAUCAUGUCAAAAUUGUGCAAAAGAGGUGAAAUACUUAGGUCACAUCAUUUCAAAAGAAGAAUCUCAAAAUAUAAAGUCUGGGAAACGGGUAACGUUUGAUUGGUCAUGCAAUAUAGGAGAACCUGCGUUAGAUAUAGCUGUGAUAAGUUAUCCUAAUGUUCCACCAUCUUUAUUGAUACUGGGUGAAAGAAACAUAUUUUGUGUAGCAGAGAAUGGAAAAUUAAGAUAUAUGAAAAAGUUUGAUUAUGAUCCAAGUUGUUUCAUUCCACAUGGUUCAAUGCAAGAAGGGACUAUAAGUUACCUAGUGGGCACACAUACCAAGUCUUUAAUGGUGUUCCAAGAUGUUAUGUUGAAGUGGUCAGCCAAGCUAGAUCAUGUGCCUGUACAGAUAUGUUUAGGAUCUUUUUCUGGUCUGAAGGGUGUAAUAGUAACUUUAAGUGAUAAGGGUCAGUUAGAUUGUUCCUACCUGGGAACAGAUCCUGCUUUGUUUAUUCCACCAACGACAGAAGCCAGAGAAUUGAAUUACGAUGAAUUAGACAGAGAAAUGGCUUCACUUCAACAGAGAAUUAAAAAAUCUGCUCACAAAUCAGUGAUUACACCUAAUUUGAAACAAGAAGAUGAUUUGACGAUAUUUGUAUCCCCUAACCCAGGCUUUGAUGAAGUUUCUACUGCCAGUGGAGUAGAAUUCCAGGACUCAGAUCCUAUUCCGUCCAUAUCUGUCAGGGUUCAACUGAAAUCCAGGAUGACAUUAGAAAAUGUCAAAUUGUUAAUACAUGCCAGCUGGCCAUUGGCUUCAAAUCAAACCUCAAUAGAAAUCCCUAGUGUUGAUCCAAGUAAACCAUCAGAAAGCUUUGUUUCCUUCUUUAUUAAAGGAAAAGCAUUACAUCCAGAUUUAGUAGCUUCUGUCACAGCUAACUAUACUAGUGCUUCAGGAGCACCACGUGUAGCUACAGCCACAGUCAAGUUACCACUGAAGUUGGUAGUCAAACCAGUAUUACCAGUAAAAACAGCUGAGUAUAAGAUCACAUUGGAUACAAAUAAACCCCCAACAAACCUAAAUGAUAUAUUUCCAGAGCUACUUGGUGAAAAUGUUUCAGGCCCAGGAGCUGCGUUAGGAUUCCAGUAUUAUGGAGGACCAAUUGUCACAGUCCUUGCCUCAAAAACUUCUCAACGGUACAGAUUACAGUGUGACAGGUUUGAAGGCAUGUGGCUGAUAGUCAAGGAACUCUCUAGUCGUUUAAAUAAUUAUUUUAACAAGGGAAAGACGGGAAGUUUUGCUAUAUAUUAUUCCGGCCAGGUGCCGUUACAGGAAUACUUUGAUUUAAUAGACAUUCAUUUUGAGUUCCGAUUAAAUGCAGAUAGAUGUAAAGAAUUGCUCUCCCAACGAUCAGCACAGUUUAGAUCAAUACAAAGACGACUUUUAACACGAUUUAAGGACAAGACACCAGCUCCACUACAAAAUUUAGAUACAUUAUUAGAAGUGAAUACUAGAACAGAAGCUAGUGGCAAUGAUAAGACUUCUGAGAGUAUCCAAGUGGAAUUCUUUUAUGAUGAUUACACUAUGGUUGCUCCAUUAGAUCCCGUUAUUGCCAGACCAGAAUUGUCAAACCUUCCUGCUAUUGCAAAGUUGCAACAAAAUUGUCAUGAUUUUGGAAAUAUGUACAGAUUUCUUAAUCAGGGUAUUCUUCCUGCAGACAAUGAUCAGAGUUCAAAAGUUCAAAAAUCUGCUCAAGAUUACUCCAUCUGUAAUAAUGUUCUGUAUAAGUGGUUUCAGAAGAGAGUCAGAGUUGACAAUGAAAAUGAGAGUUCAGAUUCAGAAACUAACAGUGAUAAUGGAGAUGAACCGAACAAUGUUAUUGAUGAUACGUUUCAUGAGGUUGAGAAACUACUAAAUAACAGGAAUACAAGAGGAUUUUGA